Neocloeon triangulifer is the source of this 2359-nucleotide messenger RNA. RefSeq names its product 1-acyl-sn-glycerol-3-phosphate acyltransferase epsilon-like. The record is from RefSeq and is a predicted model, not a curated record. Gene Ontology annotation, cellular component: mitochondrion; endomembrane system. Bases 371 to 1528 code for a protein of 385 amino acids. The transcript is spliced from 9 exons. Gene Ontology annotation, molecular function: acyltransferase activity. NCBI's taxonomy places the organism in Eukaryota, Metazoa, Arthropoda, Insecta, Ephemeroptera, Baetidae.
CUUGAAUGUAAACAAAUAAACGUGAAACCGCAUAAAACAAUGAAUUUUCGCCGGCCGGAGACGUGAUGAACCGACAAAACAGAUUGCGUCGACCGCCAGGCGUCUCUCCGGCCGCGACCUCUGACGUCACCGGGCGGCGAGUGGGCGUGUCCUGCAAACUGCAACCCGCACUACGCUGACGGGGGGCCUCGCCAGGGUCGUUGCUCAGGCCUCAGGUCGGUCGGACGGUCGAGAAGAGGAACAAGAUGCGGGUGGAGCGCGAGUAGGCGCGGCCGCCCCGAGCACCCCGGCCCGUCCAUCCUUCCAAUUCAGUUUUGCUUUGCUUGUCCCAGAGAAAGGUACUUAGAUUCGGCCGGCGCCGCGAGUUAGAAUGAAAAGCAGGACGGAGCGCCAGGGCCGGACGGGGCCUUCCACCAGCAUGAAGAUUUUUCGGUACGUCCGGUAUGUGAUCUCGACGGUGAUAAUGCUGGGGGUGGCCCCAGAAUUCAUUUUGAUCUGGGGCAUCUGGAAGGGCAUGUCGCUGGUGUUGCCGGCGUGGAUCUACCAAAUCGGAGACGACUUCUGCUACGGCACCUACCAAAAACUCGUGCUCUUCUUCUUCAACCACUGCAAUGGCGUCAAGGUCUAUUUCUACGGCGAUGCCCAGGAGGCUUUCAGGAAGAAGGAAACCGUGCUGUACUUGGGAAACCACCAGUCCACAGUUGACUGGAUUUUGACCAAUAUGGUUGCCGUGGAACAGGGCUCGAUAGGCCACUUGCGCUUUGUGAUGAAGCACGAGUUGCAGAUGAUUCCUCUCUACGGCUUUUACUUCCACCAGCACGGAUGCAUUUAUGUUAAAAGGGGACACUUCCAGCCUGCCAAAAUGCUUCAGAGUCUCAAAUACCUAAGGAACCCCAAGAUUCCGUCUUGGGUUGUGAUCUUCCCCGAAGGCACCCGUUACAACCCAGACGAUGGUAAGCGGAUCACCAAGUCCAGAGAGGUGGCUCGAGAAAACAGCAUCCAGGUGCUCGACUUCCACCUGACCCCCCGCAGCCGAGGUGCUUGGCUCGUUUUGGAAACAAUGAGAGAGAGAUUUGAAGCCGUCUACGACAUCACGGUCGGUUAUUCCGGCAACGAGUGUGGCAAAGGCUCAUUCGACACAGACAGAAACAAAACGCCCCAACUGAAAGAUUUCCUACUUGGACGGUGCAAGUCGGUGCACAUCCAUGUUAAUCGAAUCCCUAUGAGCAGUGUGCCUGCCGACGAGGAGAAAUUCCAGCAGUGGAUGCACCAAAUUUUCAUCAAGAAAGACAAGUUAAUGAAGCAGUUCUACAAUAGCUGCGAGCAGGAGGGCAAUGAACCCUUGACCUGGCCCAACAAGCACCUGCAGCGAGUGGGAUUCUGGCAGACGCUGCCGAGUUUUCUCUUUUUCGGCGCUGUGACCGUUCCCCUGCUGCUGACCAAAGUUGGUCACUCCAUUUACCUCAAAACCUUAUUCUACGGAACCCUGGGCGGAUACCUGUGGCUCGCCAUCUCGUCUGUUUGUUAGCAUUUGGGGUGCCCGCAACAUCUACUCUUAAGAAUUUAACCUAAUUGACGCCGUCGGCUGUUGAAGAUUGAUUUGAAAAUUCCUUUCAUUUAGAUGCACAGCAAGUAAUUCACUUUAUAUCUUCAGCACAAAAACGUGUACUUUUUGAUUUGGAAUAAUAUGAAUUGUUGAGAUGUCUGUUGAACCAACCCAAUUCCGGUUGUUCUGCUCAAUUACAUUCCUGUGUGCAAAAGAAAGUGAAAUUCAGCUUGAAAAUGAUAGAUUAUUUGCUCCUAGUCCGUGCAAAGCAAAGCUUUGGUAUAUUUGAUCAUAAUCGAAAGUCGAGCAAGAAAAACCACUGGAAAAUAGUGACAGAAGUAUUGAACAAUCCUGGAACAGCAGUUUAUUAUUUUGUGAUUAUUUUUGCUUCACUUUUAUUGAUUGCUCUCUUGAUUCAGCCUCAGAGGCAUGAAUUUGCACUCAAUUUUACCGAAUUAAUGGAGACGGAUGCUUUGGAUGAAUUAUGAAAAACUCGUGUGAUGAGAAACGUUGCAGGGCUUUGGUUACGUUCACAGCUAUAAUUUUACCUGUUUAUGUUCCUCAAAAGAUAAAUACCAAUCAAAUUCAGCAAGAAGAAUUUAUGAAUUAUUCAGCUUUUAUAUUUACAAAACUGUUUCGCUUUAAAAGUAAACCAUAUUUUGUUCCAUUAAUUUUAUGAAUCAAUUCUGUGAGCCCUUUGAUUUCCAUUCACCACUAUUGGUAAUCAUGAUAUUAUUAAAAUAUUGCGCCUAUUUAAAUGUGUGUCAUUUAUUCUUUUUAAUGAAUGAAAAUAAAUAUGCCAUUAAGAAACAA